This is a messenger RNA of Chaetomium fimeti, 1700 nucleotides long. RefSeq names its product glycosyltransferase family 15 protein. The transcript is spliced from 4 exons. Gene Ontology annotation, molecular function: alpha-1,2-mannosyltransferase activity. The coding region runs from base 341 to 1528 and encodes 395 amino acids. NCBI's taxonomy places the organism in Eukaryota, Fungi, Ascomycota, Sordariomycetes, Sordariales, Chaetomiaceae. Gene Ontology annotation, cellular component: membrane; Golgi apparatus. Gene Ontology annotation, biological process: protein N-linked glycosylation; cell wall mannoprotein biosynthetic process; protein O-linked glycosylation. The record is from RefSeq and is a predicted model, not a curated record.
UCUGAGAUGACAUCAAGCCUUCUUGCAGGCCCCCCUAUUCGAUCGAAAUUUUGGCCCGCAUGAAAGGACCUCGCAACCUCGAAUACUCCUGCCCCAGUUUAAUUAACCUUGGACCAACGCGCCGCCGCUGGGAGGAAGAACGACGCGCACCACCUCCAGCAACCCCAUCACCGACAGCUACGACGACACACAUCUCGACCUGGGACGACGAGUCACCUACAGCGCAUCUGUAAAUGACGAGGCCCAAAUAGCAGAUGUUGGACGCCGGCCAUCCGCGCGAACAGACCUGAUUAGACACGACCAUCCCAAGCUCAACCACGAUCGACCAAAACUCGCCAUCAUGGCGAUUGCUCGCCCCGUGAGGGCGCUGGGGUUCACGGCCGUGGUGUUGUGGUGCUUCUUCGUAUGGCAGCUCUUCAAGCCCAUAGCAACCCCCAUGGGUCCCGGCGCCAGCAGCUUUUUGCCAAAAGAGCGAGAUCCCAACUUGGACCCUACCGGCGAGCCCGAGGGCGUUUUGACAUAUGCAUCCGAGGGAUAUGCCCCCGGCCCUGAGGGCACGGCGCGCAUCGAUGCCACCCUGCUGGCGCUCGUGCGGAACGAAGAACUGGACGGGAUGCUGCAGGCGAUGCGCGACCUCGAGAGGACAUGGAACAACAAAUUCAACUACCCGUGGACGUUUUUCAACGACGUGCCGUUCUCGGACGAGUUCAAGAAGAAGACACAAGCCGAGACCAAGGCCGAGUGCAGAUACGAACUUAUUCCCAAGGAGCACUGGGAUGUGCCGUCGUGGAUCAACAACGACUUGUUUCUAGAGUCAACCAAGAUCCUCAAGGAGCAACAGGUCCAGUAUGCCGACAAGGUGUCGUACCACCAGAUGUGCCGCUGGAACAGCGGUCUCUUCUACAAGCACCCCGCCCUGGCCAACACGCAGUACUAUUGGCGCGUCGAGCCCAACGUUCACUUUUUCUGUGACGUCGACUACGACGUCUUCCGCUAUAUGCAGGACAACAACAAGACGUAUGGCUUUACCAUCAACCUGUACGACUCGCCCGAAUCGAUCCCCACGCUGUGGCCCGAGACGGAGAAGUUCAUCGCCGAGCACCCCGAGCACAUUCACGAGAACAACGCCAUGAAGUGGCUGACGGACAAGACGCGCCGCCCGGAUCACAACGAGAAGGCUAACGGCUACUCGACCUGCCACUUCUGGAGCAACUUUGAGAUUGCCGACAUGAACUUCUGGCGGAGCAAGCCGUACGAGGACUACUUUAACCACCUCGACCGGGCCGGCGGCUUUUAUUACGAGCGUUGGGGCGAUGCCCCCGUUCACAGUAUUGCUCUCGGAUUGUUGGAGGACAAGAACCGUGUUCACUGGUUCCGCGAUAUUGGCUACCAGCACAUCCCCUUCUUCAACUGCCCCAACUCGCCCAAAUGCAAGGGCUGCGAGACCGGCCGUUUCACCGACGGAGAGGCCUGGCUGCACAGGGAGGACUGCCGGCCCAACUGGUUCAAGUUUGUCGGCAUGGGCUAAGUCAACUUAUGGGCAAAACGAGACGUUGGCUUAUCAUGUAUAUCGUUCGGUGACGCGGCAGGGUUUUGGACUACACGCAUGGGGGUUGAGGUGUUUGGCGCAGGCGGUAUGUUUAGUCUUUGGUGCGCUAGAAUAACGCCUCUGGGGUUGGCCGGUGGUUUCUAGAUGGUUG